ACAACACUUUGAUAAUAGAGACAAACAUAUAAAAAUAGAUCCUAUACACAAAAAAUAAUUCUAAUUACGAAAUCUUUUGUUACAUUUUCAAAGAGAAUUUAGGAAAAAAAAAAGAAAUUCAUAUGAAUGGAGACAAAUAUCAGAAAUAGGAGAUAAUUGGGUGAUUGAAACCCUAAUCCUACAUAUUCCGAUGCUAAAUCGGCUGUAAUUUUUGAAUUGUUUUCAGCUUAAAUUUAAUCUCCGAUUGGCGAGGAAAAUGCCUUCGAACGCGGAUGUAGAUCGGCAGAUCGAGCAAUUGAUGGAGUGUAAGCCGCUGGCGGAAGCGGAGGUGAAGAUACUGUGUGAUCAAGCGAGGGCUAUACUUGUGGAGGAAUGGAAUGUGCAGCCGGUGAAAUGUCCAGUAACUGUUUGCGGUGAUAUUCAUGGACAGUUCUACGAUCUCAUCGAGCUUUUUAGGAUUGGUGGAAAUGCUCCCGAUACCAAUUAUCUCUUCAUGGGCGAUUAUGUUGACCGUGGAUACUACUCCGUGGAGACUGUUACACUCUUGGUUGCUCUGAAGGUCCGGUAUAGAGAUAGAAUCACGAUUCUUAGGGGAAACCAUGAAAGCCGGCAAAUCACUCAAGUGUAUGGUUUUUAUGAUGAAUGCUUGAGGAAGUACGGAAAUGCCAAUGUUUGGAAGUACUUCACUGAUCUUUUUGAUUAUCUCCCGCUGACAGCACUAAUAGAGAGUCAGAUAUUCUGUUUACAUGGAGGACUCUCCCCUUCUUUGGAUACGCUGGACAAUAUACGAUCAUUGGACCGUAUACAAGAGGUUCCACAUGAAGGACCAAUGUGCGAUCUUCUGUGGUCUGACCCAGAUGAUCGUUGUGGUUGGGGAAUAUCACCCCGAGGAGCUGGUUACACCUUUGGACAGGAUAUUGCAUCUCAGUUCAACCACACCAAUGGGCUUACUCUGAUUUCUAGAGCCCAUCAGCUUGUCAUGGAGGGUUUUAAUUGGUGUCAGGAUAAGAAUGUUGUGACAGUAUUUAGUGCUCCAAACUAUUGUUACCGGUGUGGCAACAUGGCUGCAAUUCUAGAAAUAGGCGAAAACAUGGAGCAGAAUUUCCUUCAGUUUGACCCAGCUCCACGGCAGAUAGAGCCUGACACCACAAGGAAGACUCCUGAUUACUUUUUGUGAUCCCAAUGCUUGCACUAAUUGUUUGUAGUUCAUCAAAUGUCGUAUUGCUGUAGAUGUGUCUUAAAAAAGAGUUCUGUCAUUUGAGGAUUAUCAUCAUUCUUUUGUGUUGUAGUCGUUCUGCUGGCUUUGAAUGUGUGCCAGAGGUUCAUCAGAGAGUUGAGAAGAGGCACUGAAGGUUUAUCAUGUAUAUUCUUUUCUAAAAGGGAGUAGCAAUAACAUGGUGCACUGUGUUCUAUAAA
Nicotiana tabacum (common tobacco) is the source of this 1416-nucleotide messenger RNA. RefSeq names its product serine/threonine-protein phosphatase PP2A-2 catalytic subunit-like. The record is from RefSeq and is a predicted model, not a curated record. NCBI's taxonomy places the organism in Eukaryota, Viridiplantae, Streptophyta, Magnoliopsida, Solanales, Solanaceae. Gene Ontology annotation, molecular function: protein serine/threonine phosphatase activity.